CCGCCGCCGCCAUCCCAGGUGCUUCUCCCUCCACUCCGCGCCGGCCUCCCUCCGCGCGCGUCGGCCGCCGGUCGGUGCCUUCGAUCGCAGCGCCGCCCCCGACACCCCCUGCCCGCCUCGGCCCCGCCGAUCGCGCCCAGCGCACACCAUGGCGACCGCGACCCCCGUUCCGCCGCGGGCGGGCAGCCGCGCCAGCGCCCCCGCCACGCCGCUGAGCCCCACGCGGCUGUCGCGGCUGCAGGAGAAGGAGGAGCUGCGGGAACUGAACGACCGGCUGGCCGUGUACAUCGACAAGGUGCGCAGCCUGGAGACGGAGAACAGCGCGCUUCAGCUGCAGGUGACGGAGCGCGAGGAGGUGCGCGGUCGGGAACUCACCGGGCUCAAGGCGCUCUACGAGACCGAGCUGGCCGACGCGCGCCGCGCACUCGACGACACCGCCCGCGAGCGCGCCAAGCUGCAGAUCGAACUGGGCAAGUGCAAGGCCGAGCACGACCAGCUGCUGCUCAAUUACGCAAAGAAAGAAUCUGAUCUUAAUGGAGCCCAGAUCAAGUUGCGGGAAUACGAAGCGGCUCUGAACUCUAAGGAUGCAGCUCUGGCGACUGCCCUUGGCGACAAGAAGAGCCUAGAGGGUGAUGUGGAGGACCUCAAGGAUCAGAUUGCCCAGUUGGAGGCCUCCUUAGCUGCCGCCAAGAAACAGUUAGCUGAAGAAACGUUACUUAAGGUGGAUCUGGAGAAUCGCUGUCAGAGCCUCACCGAGGACCUGGAGUUUCGUAAAAACAUGUAUGAAGAGGAGAUUAAUGAGACCAGGAAGAAGCACGAAACGCGCUUGGUGGAGGUGGAUUCUGGGCGUCAGAUUGAGUAUGAAUACAAGCUGGCCCAGGCCCUGCACGAGAUGAGAGAGCAGCACGAUGCCCAGGUGCGGCUGUACAAGGAGGAGCUGGAGCAGACCUACCAUGCCAAGCUUGAGAAUGCCCGGCUGUCCUCAGAGAUGAAUACUUCUACUGUCAACAGUGCCAGGGAAGAGCUGAUGGAAAGUCGUAUGCGGAUUGAGAGCCUUUCCUCUCAACUGUCAAAUCUACAGAAGGAGUCUAGAGCAUGUUUGGAAAGGAUUCAAGAAUUGGAGGACAUGCUUGCUAAAGAAAGAGACAACUCUCGGCGCAUGCUGUCUGAUAAGGAGAGAGAGAUGGCGGAAAUCAGGGAGCAGAUGCAGCAGCAGCUGAACGACUACGAGCAGCUGCUAGACGUGAAGCUGGCCCUGGACAUGGAGAUCAGCGCCUACAGGAAGCUCCUGGAGGGCGAGGAGGAGAGAUUGAAGCUCUCUCCCAGCCCUUCUUCGCGGGUGACAGUGUCCCGCGCAUCAUCCAGCCGCAGCGUCCGUACCACUCGAGGGAAGCGGAAGCGGGUGGACGUGGAGGAGUCGGAGGCCAGCAGCAGUGUCAGCAUCUCCCACUCUGCCUUCGCCACUGGCAGUGUAUGCAUCGAGGAGAUUGAUGUUGAUGGGAAGUUCAUCCGCUUGAAGAACACAUCAGAGCAGGAUCAACCAAUGGGAGGAUGGGAGAUGAUCAGAAAAAUCGGAGACACAUCAGUCAGUUACAAAUAUACCUCAAGAUACGUGCUGAAAGCUGGCCAGACAGUUACGAUUUGGGCUGCUAACGCUGGUGUCUCAGCCAGCCCUCCCACUGACCUCAUCUGGAAGAACCAGAACUCCUGGGGCACUGGUGAAGAUGUGAGAGUUAUACUGAAGAAUUCUCAGGGAGAGGAGGUUGCUCAAAGAAGCACAGUUUUUAAAACAACGGUGCCUGAAGAGGAAGAAGAAGAGGAAGAACCAGUGGCAGUGGCUGCUGAGGAAGAAUUUUUCCACCAGCAGGGAGCCCCAAGAGCAUCCAAUAGAAGCUGUGCGAUUAUGUGAGCGUGUGAGCCCACCGACUUUCUGACAGAGGAUGGCGAUCCUUACCCAUGCGCAGUGCGAGCCUUCUCAAAGCACAGAGUAUUUUUAUAUUUCCUUUAUGUGAAUUUUAAAGCUGCGAAUCUGAUGGCCUUAAUUUCCUUUUCCACACUGAAAGUUUUGUAAAAGCACCAUGUCCAUAUACCUUGUUGCAAGAUGUGAAUUCUGGACACUGAACUCACUAAUGUACUGUUUGUAAUGGUUUCCUUGUUGUUGUUUUUUUUUUUUUAAUACAUUUUCAUUUUGGGGCUUUUUUUUUGCAUUUUUAUAUGCGUAUAUAUAAAUUUCUUCCCAGUUAUUAGGAGAAUGGGUGAGGAGGGUAAAUAACCACUGUGUGUCUGGGUAUACUUGGAGAUUGCUCAUCUAGAAUAGCAAUCUGCUCUGAUUAUUCUCUGCUUUAUUAGAAAUGGUGCUGGGAGGGAGAGGGAGGCAUUUUUCACUAUAUUGAACUUUUAUACUGAAUUUUUUUUGUAAUACACAAUCAAGAUUACAAUUUUUUUUAAUAGAAAACAGAAGAAAAAUUUUCUAAGAGGGCAAUAUUAAUCAUCAUGUGAGCACUCUGGAUGAAGGAUUCCGCAAACCUGUUUUCCGGUCACUUCUCUUAGAUUCUUAAUUCAUGAAAGGAAUGGGAGUGGGGGGAGGGGGGAGGGUUUCUCUUAAAAUGCAUUAGUUGUGUUUUUUAAGAUAGCAUAACAUGCUUAAAUUUCUUAUGUGACAUUAACAAUAAAAAAGAUGUUUUAAUAUG
Perognathus longimembris pacificus (Pacific pocket mouse) is the source of this 2690-nucleotide messenger RNA. RefSeq names its product lamin B1 (gene Lmnb1). Lineage: Eukaryota; Metazoa; Chordata; Mammalia; Rodentia; Heteromyidae. The transcript is spliced from 11 exons. Bases 149 to 1909 code for a protein of 586 amino acids. The record is from RefSeq and is a predicted model, not a curated record.